GGACGUAGUCGAAAAGGAAGAGAAACAGCAGAAGAAGGAGAAGGGAAUGCAACUAGGAAAAUACGAGCUCGGAAGGACUCUGGGCGAAGGUAAUUUUGGAAAAGUUAAACUGGCUAAGAACAUUGAGACAGGCCAAACUUUUGCUGUUAAGAUUCUUGAAAAGAACAGGAUCAUCGACCUCAAGAUCACCGACCAGAUAAAAAGGGAGAUUGCCACUUUGAAGCUCCUCAAACAUGCUAACGUCGUCAGAUUACUUGAGGUCUUAGCAAGCAAAUCCAAGAUUUAUAUGGUCCUUGAAUACGUAACUGGAGGGGAAUUGUUUGAUAGAAUUGCAUCUAAGGGCAAGCUUCCAGAAGCAGAGGGCAGGAAGAUGUUCCAGCAGUUGAUCGAUGGUGUCAGUUACUGUCAUAACAAAGGUGUUUUUCACAGGGAUCUUAAGCUAGAGAAUGUUCUUGUUGAUGCUAAAGGAAACAUAAAGAUAACUGAUUUUGGACUCAGUGCUUUGCCCCAGCAUUUUAGGGAUGACGGGUUAUUGCAUACAACCUGUGGAAGCCCUAACUAUGUUGCACCUGAGAUUCUCUCAAAUAGAGGGUAUGAUGGGGCUACGUCAGAUAUAUGGUCAUGUGGUGUUAUUUUGUACGUAAUUCUCACCGGAUACCUGCCUUUCGAUGAUAGAAAUCUUGCUGUUCUAUAUCAAAAGAUCUUUAAGGGGGAUGCUCAGGUACCAAAGUGGUUGUCACCGGGUGCUAAGAAUAUGAUAAAGAGGAUUCUUGAUCCAAACCCUGUUACCAGAAUAACAAUGGCUGCUAUAAAAGCUGAUGAAUGGUUUAAGCAGGGCUAUACUCCCAUGGAUUAUGCAGAAGAAGAAGUAUACAUUGAUGAUGAAGCUUUCUCAAUUCAGGAAGUGUCAUCAGAAUACGGGAGUCCAAAAUCACCUAACCUCAUCAAUGCUUUUCAAUUAAUUGGAAUGUCCUCAUGCCUAGACCUCUCAGGUUUAUUUGAGAAAGAGGAUGUUUCCGAGAGGAAGAUCAGAUUUACAUCCAAUAAUCCUUCUACGAACGAUUUGCUUGAGAAGAUAGAGGAUAUUGUGACAGAGAUGGGGUUUCGAGUCCAGAAGAAAAAUGGAAAAUUGAUAGUGAUGCAAGAACACAGCGGAAAGAAAAGUUUGGGCAGUCUUUCUGUUGCUACAGAGGUAUUUGAGAUUAGCCCAGCGCUGUAUGUGGUUGAAUUAAGAAAAUCAUAUGGAGAUUCUUCAGCAUACAGACAG
This is a messenger RNA of Dovyalis caffra, 1267 nucleotides long. The record is from the annotation of a GenBank genome assembly. Lineage: Eukaryota; Viridiplantae; Streptophyta; Magnoliopsida; Malpighiales; Salicaceae.